GCCAAUCAGAAACGCUUUGUUAACAAUCAACUAGCAACGCGCUAAGCUUGGCGUCUGUCGCUACUGUUUUAGCAACAUUAGCGGUCAGAAGAUCUGUGAAUAAAACCUGAAGAAAUGAGUUUGACUGUCAGGACCGACCUAACAGCUGAUAAGAGCAAAAGAAAGAAGAGAAGAGAACUUACUGACGAGCAGAAGGAUGAGAUCAAGGAGGCGUUUGAGCUGUUUGAUACAGACAAGGACAAAGAAAUAGAUUAUCAUGAGUUAAAGGUGGCCAUGAGAGCUCUGGGUUUCGAGGUGAAGAAAGUCGACGUGUUAACGAUCUUAAAAGAUUAUGACAGAGAAGGAACCGGGAAAAUAUCUUUUGAUGAUUUUAAAGAAGUAGUGACAGAGAUGAUUUUGGACCAAGACCCGAAGGAAGAAAUUCUGAAGGCGUUUAAGCUUUUUGACGACGACGAAACGGGAAAGAUCAGUCUGAGGAACCUGCGGCGCGUGGCUCGAGAGCUCGGGGAAGACAUGAGCGAUGAAGACCUGCGAGCCAUGAUCGAUGAGUUUGACACAGACGGGGACGGAGAGAUAAAUCAAGAAGAGUUUGUCUCCAUCAUGACCACUGACUCAUGAGCAGAUGUGUUUACACACCAAAUUCAUCACAUAGCAGCUUCUUUUUAUUUGUGGACAUUAAACCUCAUUUCACACAAACAAUCUGAACGGUAAGUCCGGUAGAGCUGAAACUGACCUGGAUGUUCUCAAAGCAUGUCAUUGCUGGACUUGAAUCGGUUAGUUAGAUUUUUAUAGAGAUACUUUGUGUUUUAUUGUUGCGAAAUUCUUGUUACUGUAUGUGUCUGGUAAUGUACUGUAGUUGUUCAUUUCGCAUUUGAAAUAACAUUCAAAGCCGUAUUUAAUGUAAAUACACAUUGUUAAAAAACGAUUAAUUUGCUGAUUGACUCAAAUCAAAAGCAUCAUCACACUGGCACAAGUGGUAGCGCUGUCUCAUGCCCUGAGAAAUAAAAUUAAAUAAAAAAUAAAGUUGAUUCUAAACUGA
Messenger RNA from Triplophysa dalaica, 1039 nucleotides. RefSeq names its product centrin 3 (gene cetn3). The record is from RefSeq and is a predicted model, not a curated record. Gene Ontology annotation, biological process: spindle pole body duplication. Gene Ontology annotation, molecular function: microtubule binding; calcium ion binding. Bases 115 to 618 code for a protein of 167 amino acids. Lineage: Eukaryota; Metazoa; Chordata; Actinopteri; Cypriniformes; Nemacheilidae. Gene Ontology annotation, cellular component: microtubule organizing center. The transcript has 5 exons.